GAUCCAUCCCAGACAGCCACAGUGGAUAUGUCCUCCCCAAGUGGUCUUCUGCAGUACCCUAGCACCCUCUAGUGGUACGAUACUGUCAUUACAGUACACCUUUCUAGAACUAAUGCAUUACUCUGGCUGCCUUGACUUUACACACAGUGUAUUUCUUUAUUCUAAAGUGCCAGCCUUUGAUGAAUGGCUUUAGAAUUGUAAUCUUUGGUAGACUGUUCAUAUCACUAUUAAUAAUAAACACAGAGACCUGCGACAAUCCAUAUAUUAUUGCAUGCAAUGAGCUCAGUUAUGUAAAACGGUGAGAAUGAGCUGCACUGCAUUCUAAACACAAGGCCAUUAACUGCCCAUUUGACCUGGUGUUUUUCUCUGUCUGCGGUCUAGAUGUGUGGUUGCAGUAUAAACAUGGACGUCCGGUGCUGGCUUUGCCGCUACCCUCCAGGCAGGAGCGCUGUCUGUUCUUCCUCAGGCCCAUGUUGAUGACUGUAGGAGACCUCAUCCAUGACCUACAGAGAGAAGACCCGGGAGUCACCUCUGCCUCCGUGCUCACCAAGGGUAGGGCGUACACACACACUUGUAGACACACACAAAUGUACACACUGGCCCGUAUUCAUAAAGCAUUUUAGAGUAGGAGUGCCUAUCUAGGAUCAGUUUAGCCUUUUAGAUAAUAACAAAUAUGAUUUUAAUGGACAGGGCAGAACUGAUCCUAGAUCAGCACUAUCUGAUCCUAGAUACUUUAUGAAUAUGGUGCUGUGUGUGUGUGUGUGUGUGCGCACACACUAUAACCAUCUGUUAUCCUCCUGUCUCGUACAGAUGGGGCGCGGGUAGCUAACAGAGCCUCUGUAGACACCGCCUCUGUAGACAUCACCUCUGUAGACACCGCCUCUGUAGACACCGCCUCUGUAGACACCGCCUCUGUAGACACCGCCUCUGUAGACACCGCCUCUGUAGACACCACCUCUAUAGACACCGCCUCUGUAGACACCGCCUCUGAUGACAUCGCUUCUGUAGACACCGCCUCUAUAGACACCACCUCUGUAGACACCACCUCUAUAGACACCACCUCUGUAGAGACUAUCCAUCUGUUAUCCUCCUGUCCUCAGAUGGAACGCGGGUAGCUAACACCACCUCUAUGGACACUCUCCUGGACAAAGACUUCCAGCUCCUCAUCAAUGAUGCUGUAUACAACGUUCACUCCCCUGAAAGAGGUAAAGCAACUCUUUCCCAAAGCAAAGGAAGUUUAAACACUUUAAGAGAUUAUGAUGAUAUAAUAAUAUAUGCCAUUUAGCAGCUGCUUUUAUCCAGAGUGACUUAGUCAUGCGUGUAUACAUUUUAAGUAUGGGCGGUCCCGGGAAUCAAACCCACUAUCCUGGGGUAGCAAGCACCAUGCUCUACCAACUGAGCUACAGAGGACCAUGAUGAUGAUGAUAUCAAUUGAUCUUUAUCAGUCAUUCUAAAAAGAAACAUCAUUAGUCAUUUGAGUAUCAGCAUGAUCCUCCUCCUCAUCAUCAACCUUCAGUCUGAGGUGGAAUUGGUGGAAUAGUGAUGCAUGUUCCCAAAGUGUAAUCAUUUUGACAUGAGUUCCCAAAGUGCCUGUAUUGUAAUGAAUUCCACCCAUGCUCUGUGUGUCCAGAGGCGUCCAGUGUGUCCAGUGAGCAUGUGGCGGACGUGGAGGACAUGAAGCACAUGGUGCAGCUGCUCCACAUGGCCCUCCACCUGCCUGACCACCUCCUGCUGAAGGAGAGACGGCUGAUGGAGAGACUGGAUGGACUCAAACAGGACCUCUCACCUCUGGAAGAGGUACUGGAGGGGAGGGAGGGGAGCACUUCUGACUCAGUGUCUCUCUUGUUCUUUCUCUUUCAUUCCGUCUGUCUCUUCUCUCGCUCUUUAUUUCUCUCUCUCUCUCUCUUUCUCUCUCUUGCAUAUCUUGUCUCAUCUCUCUCGUCUCUGUGUAACUCCUAUUACCUACCCCUUUGGUCGACAACCAUAAAGCUGUCUCGGUAAACCUUCAAAGAUAAGAUUGCGUGAGUGCGAGAGCCUGUUUUAGCUAUCACUAGUAACCUCUGUCACCCAUCGAUUCCCUAUACAGGUGAAGGCACAGCUAGCGCGCAGUGCAGAGUUCCACUCCUCCAGGACGCUGUGGACAGGUGUGGCCCUGCUGUCUGUGCAGGGUGGGGCCUUGGCCUGGCUCACCUGGUGGGUGUACUCCUGGGACGUCAUGGAGCCCGUCACCUACUUCCUCACCUACUGCACCAGCAUCGGAGUCUUCGCCUACUAUGUCCUCACCAAGCAGGUAUAGUACAGGAAUCUAACCAUGCUAUGUCCUCACCAAGCAGGUAUAGUACAGGAAUCUAACCAUGCUAUGUCCUCACCAAGCAGGUAUAGUACAGGAAUCUAACCAUGCUAUGUCCUCAACAAGCAGGUAUAGUACAGGAAUCUAACCAUGCUAUGUCCUCACCAAGCAGGUAUAGUACAGGAAUCUAACCAUGCUAUGUCCUCACCAAGCAGGUAUAGUACAGGAAUCUAACCAUGCUAUGUCCUCACCAAGCAGGUAUAGUACAGGAAUCUAACCAUGCUAUGUCCUCACCAAGCAGGUAUAGUACAGGAAUCUAACCAUGCUAUGUCCUCACCAAGCAGGUAUAGUCCUCACCAAGCAGGUAUAGUACAGGAACCUAACCAUGCUAUGUCCUCACCAAGCAGGUAUAGUACAGGAACCUAACCAUGCUAUGUCCUCAACAAGCAGGUAUAGUACAGGAACCUAACCAUGCUAUGUCCUCACCAAGCAGGUAUAGUACAGGAACCUAACCAUGCUAUGUCCUCACCAAGCAGGUAUAGUACAGGAACCUAACCAUGCUAUGUCCUCAACAAGCAGGUAUAGUACACUGUCUCAAAACAAGUAGCCAAGGCAAUGUCUCCCCCUUGUGUACACAAAGAGUACUGUCACUACAGGGCACUUGAACAAGAGGCUUUCAUUUUCAUUUCAGUCACGCCUGGUCUCUUUACAAUAACUUAGAGCUGUUAGAGUAGUCAAGUGCCCAUAUGUGACCUACUCCUCCAUUGCCAUACACUGUACAGUAUGAAGGAUUUAUUGGGGUUAAAUUCUAACUUUAGAUAACUGUGUGCAGCUCAAACCUCUACAUUGAUGUCAAUGGUAGAUGUGAUCAAAACACAGGUGAUACGCACUUAGAAGUGUAACAGAGAAAUGUCCACGUAUGUCUGCCCUCUUGUGGCUGCAAUGUGUACUGCAAUGUGUAUAGGAUGCACUGUAUAGAAGAAGCCCCCCCCCCAGGUCUUGAUGACACGAGAGAGUCUGGCCAGUAAACCUUCCAGUUCGUCCCACAGCACCUGUGUCCUACGUCCAUAUUAUUUUGUAAAUUCUAUCAUCAAAGUACAGUAAGAACUGUAUACAUCCAUGCUACAACAAGAAGGCUGGCACGCUUCUAGGUGCAUCACCUGUCUUUUGAUCAAAUCUCCUAAUGACAUCGGUGCAUGAUUUACGUAGAGGUUCGAGUUGCACACAGUUAUCUCAAGUUAGAAUUCAAACCCCGAUAAUUAUGAGCAGAAGUGAUACACACAAGUCAGUAUGUACUAGAUGGAUCAUGGUGGUUGUGUUCAGAUGGAUCAAGGUGGUUGUGUUCAGAUGGAUCAUGGUGGUUGUGUUCAGAUGGAUCAUGGUGGUUGUGUUCAGAUGGAUCAUGGUGGUUGUGUUCAGAUGGAUCAAGGUGGUUGUGUUCAGAUGGAUCAUGGUGGUUGUGUUCAAAUGGAUCAUGGUGGUUGUGUUCUCUGUAGGAUUAUGUCUAUCCAGACGCCAAAGACAGGCAGUUCCUGUAUUACUUCCACAAGGGUGCCAAGAAGGAGCGCUUCAACGUGCAGAAGUACAAUGAUCUGAGAGAGGAGUUGGCUUCGGUACUUUGCUAUACUUACAAGGCACUGCAGAAUGUCUGAUCACUGCUUAAUGGACUUUCCACUGAUGUAUUGAGUCUACACAGGGGCUUCUGCUGAUUGUGUGUGUGUGUGUCAUCCUUAGGUGGAAGAAGAUUUGAGACGUCUAAGGAAUCCAACCCAACUUCAGCUCCCUGUAGAACAGAUCCAGCGCAAGCCAUGAGGAGUAACCACACACACACACACACCGUGUCAAACUGAAGGACUACUGAGCAGCAGCACUUCUGUGCCAUUUCUUCCCGUUUAUUUUGACAAUUGUGGCUUUUUCUUACUAACCCUGCAGAUCAUUCUAGAGCUUUGGUUUACACCGUUUACAGUCUUGGAAGUGAUACCGAAGUCAUUUGGAGUAAUAUAAGUAUUGAAAGAAAUAUCAUAUGAGAAAGCAUUUUCCUGAAUACUAAUCAUAUUUUUUCUGCAAUCAUGGCCGUUGCAGUAAUUCAAUAUAGUAGCUAGUGUAAUUUCUUAUAGAAGAGCAAAGUUCUGAAUAUGAAAUAGUAAUGACGUGUGUGUGUAUAUAAUGAGAUUAUCCAUUCCUAAUGUUUACAAAGAUUAAGAGAACUGAGACGGAAUUCACAAAUUCAAUUUCAUUAUUUUAUUGCACCUCAAUUGACUUUAAUUUCAAUCAUCAAAACCCUAAACAUAUUUCAAGUUUUACAACUGUAAUUGUAUAAAUGAGAGAUUCUAAUUCAAUAGGAGCCCCCCGCACCUCUCCAAAUGCUCGUAGUGCAAUCCCCAUCUCCCAAAAGCUCAGAGCCAAAUUUCCCUGGUAGACCACAUUACAAGAAAAGUACCUUACCCACAGUGAAUAAAAUGGUCCCUGUUUUCUUAUACACCUCAGAAAUAGAAACAUGAAUUGGUGUCCAGCACUCAGGUUUACAUACAAAUAAGCAGUACCUCGUGCAUUGUCAUUGCUUUAGUAAAUAUCUCCAAGUCACUAACAAUGAUAAAAGAUUUGUAAAAACAUGAGAUCGUUGAUUGGUACACUGAGUUGUCUUAUCUGAGCUAUAUAAUGCACACAUUAGCAUAUUUUCUGGCUGAAGAAUAUGCCUGUAGUCAUGUGGUGUAAAAAAAAAAAAGAUUGGUACUGUUAAAGUUGUACAAAAUGAGGGCAGCAGGUAGCUUAACGGUUAGAUCCGUUAGCCAGCAACCGGAGGGUUUCCAAUCCUGGGCCCAAUGGGGGGGAAAUGUGUAAUUAACCAAUAAAGUGAUCUUAAGAUGAAAACAGUUGUCAAAUACCCUCAAUAAAAAAGAACAAAUGGUAAAAAGCUUUUUUUUUUUUUAUAUAUAUAUAUAGUUAAUUAAAAGGCCAUUGAUUUGAAUUACCAAAUGAUGGCACUACCAUAGUGGCAGUAAACAAUGUAUAUGACUUCUUUGGUCUUCCUGAGUCAGUAGUAGUACAGUGGAUCAUGUGACCAGACUUGAAGUGUUUACUUAACGUCUAGACACUUGACUCCCUGAGGCACUUUCCAUACU
This is a messenger RNA of Coregonus sp. 'balchen', 5412 nucleotides long. NCBI's taxonomy places the organism in Eukaryota, Metazoa, Chordata, Actinopteri, Salmoniformes, Salmonidae. The record is from the annotation of a GenBank genome assembly.